UCCGCGGACUGCAAGGACCCGCUUUUCUUUCUUCCUCUGGAGCUUUAAGGACCAAGGAUCGGAGAUGCGCCGGGACCUGUUUACAAGGAAAACGCAGCAAGUUUGAGAGUGAGUGAGGGAAUGCGGCUCACAAUGCGCCCAGAAACCAUUACUCACCCCGCUGGGUCUCUGCUCCACAGGCUGCAAACACCGCGGAGCUUCACUGUCUGCUGAGAUCCGCACCAGGAGUCCGGGAUGCGAACCGGGACCCGAUCCGGAGGAUUAAACCGAGUUUGUAGAAGCCGCUCUGUGUCUGAACCUGCUGUUUGUUAAAAAAGAAGGAGGAAGUGAAUGUGUUAUAGAGUGUUUAUAACCUGAAGUUACACAAUGAGAGCCUCGCUGGGCUGAGGAUGUUUUUACUUUACGGUUUUAACUUUUUUACAUAACUUCUCGUGUGUUCACUCGGUCAGCUCGUUAACAUAUUCCGUGCUGCUGCUGCACACCUGAUCCAGCAGCUGCCAUGUAACCUGAGAGGAGUUUAAAUAUUACAGUGUUUCCAACACAGCAUGCAUUAAUAAUAAUAAUAAGUCGUAGUAGUUCACGGGGUGUGCGCGAUGUGCGCGUAGAUCUGUGCGCUUCAGCAGAACCACCGGGAGGGUCGAAGAUGUCGGUGAAAGCCAAAGCCAUCUACACGUUCCAGAGCGAGAACAAAGAGGAGAUCAGCAUCCAGGAGAACGAGGAGCUGGUGAUCUUCGACGAGAACUCUGUGGACGGCUGGUUCCAGGGGGAGAACAGCCGGGGCGAGCGCGGCCUCUUCCCCGCGUCGUACGUGGAGAUUAUUCGGACUCGCUCCAACUCCAACGUGACGGAUUGCUCCAUCAGCCCGGCCGGAUCUCUGGGCAACGACUCCUCCUACUUCCCCUCCACGCCCAACACGCCGAUCCAUCUGCCGCCCGGUUACUACGACGAUGACGACGACGACUGGGACGACUGGGACGACAGGUCGACGGUGGUGGACGACGGCGACCACCACGGCCGGAGCCCCGGCGCCAACGGGCACGCCCACCAGAGCCCGCUGUCCAACAACCCCAACGUGCACUACCGCGCCAAGCCGCACAUGGAGCGGCAGGACAGCAUCUCCAGCUCCAGGAAGGGCAGCAUGGUGGGCCGCAACCUCAACAGGUUCUCCAGCUUCGUGCGCUCCGGCGUCGAGGCGUUCGUGCUGGGCGACGUGCCCAUGAUGGCGAAGAUCGCCGAGUCGUACACCAUCGAGAUGGCCCCCUUGGGGCCGCUGUGGCAGGAGAGCCCGCAGCCGUUCUCCUGCUCCAUCGAGGACCCGACCAAGCAGACCAAGUUCAAGGGAAUCAAGACGUACAUCUCGUACCGGGUCACGCCGAGCCACAUCGGGCGCCCCGUCUACCGGCGCUACAAACACUUCGACUGGCUCUACAACCGCCUGCUGCACAAGUUCACUGUGAUCUCCGUGCCCCACCUGCCCGAGAAGCAGGCGACGGGCCGCUUCGAGGAGGACUUCAUCGAGAAGCGGAAGAGGCGGCUCAUCCUGUGGAUGAACCACAUGACCAGCCACCCGGUCCUCUCGCAGUACGAAGGCUUCGAGCACUUCCUGAUGUGCGCCGACGACAAGCAGUGGAAGCUGGGCAAGAGGCGCGCGGAGAAGGACGAGAUGGUGGGCGCCCACUUCAUGCUGACCCUCACCAUCCCCAACGAGCACCAGGACCUGCAGGACGUGGAGGAGCGCGUCGACACCUUCAAGGCCUUCGCCAAGAAGAUGGACGACAGCGUGAUGCAGCUGACCCACGUGGCCUCGGAGCUGGUGCGGAAACACCUGGGCGGCUUCAGGAAGGAGUUCCAGCGGCUGGGGAACGCCUUCCAGUCCAUCAGCCAGGCGUUCACGCUGGACCCGCCCCACAGCUCCGAGAGCCUCAACAACGCCAUCUCCCACACGGGACGCACCUACGAGAACAUUGGGGAAAUGUUUGCGGAGCAACCUAAGUACGACCUCUUCCACAUGCUGGACAAACUGUCGCUGUACCAGGGCCUGCUCGCCAACUUCCCCGACAUCAUCCAUCUGCAGAAAGGGGCCUUUGCGAAGGUGAAGGAGAGCCAGCGGAUGAGUGACGAGGGGAAGAUGGACCAGGACGAGGCGGACGGCAUCAGGAAGCGCUGCAGGACGGUGGGCUUCGCCCUCCAGGCCGAGAUGAGCCACUUCCACCAGCGCAGAGAGGUGGACUUCAAAGACAUGAUGCAGGCCUACCUCACGGAGCAGAUCGCCUUCUACCAGCGGGUGGUGCAGCAGCUGGAGCGCACGCUGCGCAUGUACGACUGUCUGUAGAGACACCGCCACCGCCACCGCCAAAAACACAAGAGAAGAAGAAGAAUGAGAAGAAGAAGAAGGAGUCUUUGGUGGACUUUAAGUUCAGAGACGAACGGAGCCGCUCGCUCUUCCACUUGGAUGGAUCCAGUUAUUUUUCGAGACCUACUGUACCUUUUUAUCACAUAGACAGUGUCACAGCAUCUAGUUUAUUUGACAUAAUUUAAUGUGUUUGUAACAUUAAAGGAAGAAUAGAGGUUUGUGUUUAGUGGAACACCAUGAAACGGGUUCAGUUUGUCCCCUUCUCUCCAAAGUUCAUCGUUAUUCAUUCCAGAUUUUCUUUAACGCUGCAGAGUUUCAAGUCCGAGUCGCUCAGGUGUUCGCCGCUUUAACCCUCGAUGGUACGCAUUAGGAUGCCAGUUGACAGUGUUUUUUUGUGUCUUAAAAUAGACUGAAUAAACAUAUUCUGAAUUUUUUUUAUUCAGAACUAACAGUGCUCGAAAAUGUACGUAUUUCAUUGGUUUCAGAAAUGGGCAAAUGUGGUAAAAUGACCUACUAGCGCCCCCUAGAAUUGAGCCCCUAAAACAGGUUUUGUCGUAGAGACACGAAAUUGGGUACAUCCAUGUAUCAUGGGAAGACGCACCAAAAAGUGUCAAGAAGCCAUAUCCAAAAGCCAACAGGAAGUCGGCCAUCUUGGAUUGAAAAUGGCGUUUUAGACGUUUUUCGCCAUUUCCACACCGCAUAUUUUAACUAACUCCUCCUACAGAUCUAAUCCGAUCGACUUCGGACUUGUUCAGUACCAUCAAAAGGCCUUUGACAUCAAAAGUUAUGAAAAGCUUUGCAGACCGUCACACUAUGGAGGCGUGACAUGGCGACAAAAUAUGGCGUUUUUGCAUAAAACACGAGACUGUAUAACUUGACCAUCCAUUGUCCAAUCUGCCCCAAACUUGUCAUGCAUGAUGAUGGUCCAUCACUGAACAGUUCUACAUAACAAUAUUUCAUAAAGUCCCGCCCUUUGAUUAGCCACGCCCCCUUUCAUAACUCAUGACCCUUUAUCGUAGAGACUUGUAUAAGGUGUCAGUGAACUCAGCAGAAAGUCCCUG
This is a messenger RNA of Centropristis striata (black sea bass), 3414 nucleotides long. RefSeq names its product sorting nexin 33 (gene snx33). Gene Ontology annotation, molecular function: protein binding; phosphatidylinositol binding. Gene Ontology annotation, biological process: mitotic cell cycle; protein transport; endosomal transport. NCBI's taxonomy places the organism in Eukaryota, Metazoa, Chordata, Actinopteri, Perciformes, Serranidae. The transcript is spliced from 2 exons. The coding region runs from base 644 to 2332 and encodes 562 amino acids. The record is from RefSeq and is a predicted model, not a curated record. Gene Ontology annotation, cellular component: cytoplasmic vesicle; plasma membrane.